GGACAAGUGAUAAUAUAACUGCGUGGAAGUUGUUUAAGAGGAUAUUCUGAUCAUGCUAAUGUGAAUAACAGCAGGUAUUACUAAGAAUCUCACCUAGUUGGAGCUACAAUGUCAUCCCACGUCAAACUGAGGAGGGACAGAGUGGUGACAGCGGACUAUGACACACAGAUUAAAGAGGUGCGUUUGCAGCUGGCGGAGCAGUUGAGGAUAUUUGACGGUCAGGUGGAGCAGAAGACUCAGGUGUUUCAAGAUCUGGUUGAUUAUUUGCGCAGACGAGGCGAGAUCGAGGGAGAGUACGCCCGCUCGCUGGAUAAGCUGUGUGACAGGUUCUCCUCUAGAACCAGGAAGAAGGAGCCCAGCCAUCAGUCAGUGGUUAACUGCUGGCAGGUGUUGUUGACACAAACACGUCAGGAGAGCAGAGAUCACAGUUACUUGAGUGACAGCUACAUCAACAUUCUGCCUCAGCAGCUUUCACACUGCGUUGAACAUGCCCAACGCCUGGCCAAACGGAGCAGGGACAUUUAUACCCAGUUACAGGAUGGACUCUUGAAGGUCACCACAGAACUUCAUACGACCUUGAAGACAUAUUACCAGUACUAUUCUGAGUUCCUGUCCGCAGAAGGCAAACUAAAGGAAGCAGUCAGACUGGAGGAAAAGCAAAAACAAACUGCUUCUAAAAAGAUGGAACGACUAAUAGAGAAAAGGCAAAGUAAAGUUCAAGAAAUUCAGCUUAAGAGCACAAAAGCACGCAAUGACUACCUGCUCAACUUGGCUGCAGCAAAUGCAUGCAUGAACAAAUACUACCUUCAGGAUCUUUCCACUCUCAUAGAUUGCUGUGAUCUGGGUUACCACCAGUCCAUAUCCAAGGUGUUCCGUUUUUACCUGACCAGUCGCCAAUGGGGCCAGCAGAACUUGAGCUCUGGGCUGCAGCAGCUGGACACAACUGUCUCAGAGCUGAACCAGAACCAGGACAGAGACACUCUCAUGCAGGCCAACAUCUCAGCCUUUUGCCUGCCCCUGCGCUUUCAGUACCAACCCUAUGAAGGCGACCAGGUGGUUGAGGUGUCUGCAAAGUGUGAGAUGAUGAGCGAGCUGGUGACUCGCUUCCAGCAGCUGCAGUCUAGGCUGUCUUCAGUCACCAUGGAGGUUGAGGAGUCCGGCAAAUUACUUCAGUCUGCCCAAAAUUCCAUGCUGGAUGGUAUUGUUGAGGACACCUUUGGAUCCACCCCAGACUUUUCCAGCAGCCCGUCAUCAGCAGAGGGGAACAGUGAUAUAUCAGCCAGUAAGAACUAUCAGCUGAAGCGCAGAGCCAGCCUUCCGGACACUGAGAGUUUGUAUUUCACGAAAGUCAGAGACCAUCUAUGCAACAGCUCUUUAAUAUCAAAACUGGAAGCCAAACAUGACCUGCUAAAGGUUGCCAUUCAAAAAGCUGAAAGUGCUGAUGUUGCCCAUUCCAGAAUAUGCUCCAAAAGAUCUGUGCGUCAUAAAAAGAGUAACCCCGGUGCCCAGAUCAACCAGAAGCUCUUCAGUGGGGAUCUAAUAUCAUACAUCCAAGCAUCAGGACAGAUCAUUCCUGCAGUGGUGGAAAACUGCAUUCGGUUCAUCAACCUCAAUGGCUUACAUCAUGAGGGAUUGUUCAGAGUGCCGGGAUCUCAGAUGGUGGUGAAUCAAUUGAAGGAUGCGUUUGAGAAAGGCGAUGACCCCCUUGCUGAUGAGGGAUGUGACAUGGACUCUGUGGCUGGAGUGCUGAAACUUUAUUUUAGAGGACUAGAGAAACCCCUCUUUCCUGAGGACAGUUAUGACCAACUGAUGGAAUGCGGGCAAAUAGAUGACGAAACAAAAAAAGUAACACAGCUGAAGUGCGUCAUCUCCUCAUAUCCUGCCACGCUCAUCAUUGUCAUGAGAUAUAUUUUUGCAUUUCUUCACCAUGUCUCCCAGUACAGUGACGAGAACAUGAUGCAGCCCUAUAACCUGGCAGUGUGCUUUGGGCCCAGUCUAGUGAGGGGGCCAGAUAAUGGUGAUGCGUCAGAGCUUCAGCGCAUCAAUGCCCUGGUCAAGAGUAUCAUUACCCAACAUGAGAGCAUCUUCCCUAGCCAGAAUGAAUUACCCGGGCCAGUGUAUGAAAAGUGCAUGGCAUUGGAAGAAGAAGACUGUGAGACUGUAACAGAGGAAGGAGAUGGAGAAUCAGAGCAAUCUCAAACAAAAGAAGGAAAAGACGAGCUGCAAGGAGUGGCCUUGUUUAACUACACAGGCCGUUCUUCAGCCGAGCUGUCCUUCAAAUACGGGGACCGCUUCGUCCUCUACAGCAAAGCCUCCUCUGAUUGGUGGAGAGGAGAGGUGAAUGGGACAAAGGGGCUCAUUCCAAAUAAAUAUAUUAGUGUGCAAAGUGCGGAUGGAGGCCAAGAUCAGAAAGGGAAGGAAACUCUGAAAUCCAGCUGUGGUAGACAGCAGACAGAGGAAGAGCUGAAAGCAGAGCAAAGUACACGGCUCAAGGUCACAAGUGACAAAGCUGGGGUCGGACCCAGCCAUGUCACUUCUGGAAAGGUUUUGUUACAAAUACCCACAGGACAAUAUAUACAGACAGGGAAUUCUCCAGGGGCUCUGCGGAAAACAUUUGACCCUCAAACGAGACGAUCCACUACCGAGGGGGGAAGCAGAGAGGAACUCUCAAUAGAAGUGGAUAAGGAAGUGCAUCACAUGAUGCACUCAGUGUUUAAGGAGCUUCUUGUCCGCCAAUCUUCGCCGGAUAAAAACACAUCUAAGUCAACAGAGACAACAUCCCCUGUGCAAACGUCUUCGAACAGAGGACUGGGGUGGAAAGGAAAGGGUUUAUUUAGAUCAGCUGACCAUGUUGGCUGAAAAAAAAAAAGAAAUGAGGAGAAGGGGAAACUUGUAAAGGAAGUAUAGAAACACAAGAUAAUUUAGGUGAAACAUACGUGUGAGUGAGAGCUCAAUCUCUGUGUAUGGUAUUUUUGUACUGUUUUAAAAGGUUGGUUUAAGAGGCAUCAAUCCAUCGUGUGAAAUCUGUUUUAGUUGUGAAUGCAUGUGACUGAUAUACUAUGUACAAUAUGUUGCCAUUUUCUUUCCACAGUCUCAUUUGCACACUUGUAACAAGCAACUGUUCUUCAGUGUACUUUACUCUGUGGAAUAAGAAUAUAUCAGGCCUACA
Molecule: messenger RNA, 3169 nt
Organism: Rhinichthys klamathensis goyatoka
Lineage: Eukaryota; Metazoa; Chordata; Actinopteri; Cypriniformes; Leuciscidae
Gene: arhgap4a
Product: Rho GTPase activating protein 4a
Exons: 24
Coding region: 109-2859 (916 amino acids)
Biological process (GO): negative regulation of cell migration; signal transduction
Cellular component (GO): cytoplasm
Molecular function (GO): protein binding
Source: RefSeq, a predicted model, not a curated record